Salvia splendens (bonfire salvia) is the source of this 1072-nucleotide messenger RNA. Its product is annotated as photosynthetic NDH subunit of lumenal location 5, chloroplastic. Gene Ontology annotation, molecular function: cyclosporin A binding; peptidyl-prolyl cis-trans isomerase activity. The transcript is spliced from 7 exons. Gene Ontology annotation, biological process: protein folding; protein peptidyl-prolyl isomerization. Lineage: Eukaryota; Viridiplantae; Streptophyta; Magnoliopsida; Lamiales; Lamiaceae. The record is from RefSeq and is a predicted model, not a curated record. Bases 158 to 922 code for a protein of 254 amino acids. Gene Ontology annotation, cellular component: cytoplasm.
AGGACUUACCUGUCAUUAUCCAAAGAUACAACACCCUUCCUGCAAUUUCAACCGUCGUCAUCUCCGUCACUCUUUUCCUCUCAACUACAAAACCCUCCAAAUCCUAUCUCCCUCCCUCACGCAAACACAGUCACUUCUGCUGAGAGAAGAACCGACAAUGGCGGCGUCAUGUGCAUCUCUGUCGAACAUCAGCUCGGUUUCAACUCCACGAUGCCUGUCUCCUGUCAAAAUUUCGACCUCACAUUGCUCCUUCGCGUCUCUCAAGCCUCCGAAAUGUGCAUUUUCUUCGCUGUCAUCAUCCAGCUCUCUCUCCGGUCUGACGUUACCGCGUUCUGCGAUUAGGAGCAGACGCGCCUCCAUGCCUUUCAGAGUCCGAGCUGUGGCUGAGGAAGCUGCAUUGCAAGCGAAAGUAACAAACAAAGUUUUCCUCGAUAUAAGCAUUGGAAACCCAGUAGGAAAGUUUGUGGGAAGAAUUGUAAUUGGCUUGUACGGUGAUGACGUGCCACAAACUGCAGAAAAUUUCCGUGCUUUGUGCACAGGUGAGAAAGGAUUUGGUUACAAGGGUUCAGCAUUCCACCGUGUUAUCAAGGAUUUCAUGAUUCAAGGAGGAGAUUUUGACAAAGGAAAUGGCACUGGUGGAAAAAGCAUCUAUGGGCGCACAUUCAAAGAUGAGAACUUUAACCUGGUUCAUUCUGGACCUGGAGUUCUUAGCAUGGCAAAUGCUGGCCCCAAUACCAAUGGUAGCCAAUUCUUCAUUUGUACUGUCAAGACAGCAUGGCUGGACCAGAGGCACGUCGUAUUUGGACAAGUUCUGGAGGGUAUGGAUGUUGUUAGGACGAUUGAAUCACAAGAAACCGAUAGAGGUGAUCGUCCGAGGCUGAGGGUUGUGAUAAGCGAUUGCGGUGAACUUCCCGUUGCUUAAGGUGGAGGAGUUAUGUGAUUUUAGGGCCAAUGAAUGAGGCUUUUUUGUGAUAGAGGACCGUAUAUCUCUACUGAGGCUUUGUCCAACGAUUUCGAAUUGCACUUGUCAUGUUAACUUUCCUAUAAUAAAUGAAAUUCAUUCUCCUAAAAA